Molecule: messenger RNA, 426 nt
Organism: Bursaphelenchus okinawaensis
Lineage: Eukaryota; Metazoa; Nematoda; Chromadorea; Rhabditida; Aphelenchoididae
Source: the annotation of a GenBank genome assembly
AUGGCAUCGUCGCUACCCUCACACAGUCCAGUUUCACAAGAAUCCCAAGAAGACUCACAGGAUUCACAAGAAUCUCAGUUUGAUUCUCAGGAAUCUCAAUUCGACUCACAAGAAUCUCAGGUCGAUUCCCAAGAAUCAGCGGCCGAAGAUCUUGAGGGAAUGCCCGGUUCCACGGAAGAAGAGACUUCAGAAGCCUCGGUGGACGAAAAUGAGGAUUCAAGAGAGCUGAUGUCGGAAGGCCGAGAUACAUCCGGAUCGUCGCGCGAUGCUGAAGCUUCAACAUCGCGUGGAACGACUUCAGAAGGCGAAUCACGGCGAAAGAAGAAGCGACGGCCAAUGAAACGUCAAGAACAUGUUGAAUAUGAUGAUGAGCAAAUGGAGGAUUCCUUGCCUUUCAAGAAGCCCAAGGUGAAGAAGAGCUUAUGA